AUGCGAUUUGACACGCUCGCCCUUACAUCAUCGGCGGUCGCCUCGAUGGUCGCCAGCGCGUCCGCGGCCUGCGCCGACUUUGAGAUCCUUCGCCGCAACUCGCCCUCUCUUCGAGCCCGAGCCCCGACCAGUGAACAGGAUGCCGCAAACGAGACCUUGACUGAGGAGUGCAAGCUCUAUAACUUUGCCCCCGUCACCACUCUGGUCAGUCCGAGUUGCUGCGCAGAAAGUUUGGCCCGUUGCCGCCGCCGCUGUUGCUGCUGCUGGCAAGUCCUCCGGCCGUCGGCGGCCGGUGGCGGUUGAUUGUGAUCGAACGGUUAGACUGCGCGAACGCGACAAGGCAGGACUUUGCUGACCGCGCAUACCUGACUGCGGACGGUAUCUACGGUUUGUUUUCCCUCUAGUUCAACAAUGGUGGAUUCCCGACGCUCUGGGAGACUGCCAACCUCUCGUAAGUGCAUCAUCUUGAGUCGCCCCUAUCAGAGACGCCGCUUGCGCGCAUCGAUGUUUUAGCUUGCCGGAUGGUCGGAUUCACUCAAGUCUUUGCCGGGGGUACAGCUGACCCUAGCUUCCGUCAUUGUUAUCCAUAUCUGCUCCAAAAAUCGGAACAGGAAAGCCACUGCGGAGGACAAGGCUCUUUUCACCGCUUUGAGCUCGUCCAUCCCCAACAUCGCACCUCGCGGAACGCGAGCAGGCGAUUUCACGGGCGUGACCUACGACAUCGCGGCCGACCCGGCCUGUUGGUGGACGGACACACUUUGCACACAACCCAAGAUCGCUGCGCUGAAAGCUGAUGUCACGCGGUGCCCUGAGCCCGAGACCUGGGGUUUCACACUCGAUGAUGGUGAGUCCAUCGUAGGCUACCGCUCGCGUCGCUGCGCCUGCUGUGACAACAACUGAACAAUGCAAUACGCAUCAUUUGCUUUCGUUCCCACGUUCCACACUCAACGGGUAUACAGGCCCAAAUUGCUCGUGAGGAAGAUCUCUCAUACCCAAAGUGACCCGUGAUAAACUUGAGGCUGAUCGCCGCUCUAUUUCGUGUGCCAAUCGUAUUCUCCAGGCACAACGCGUUUUAUGAUUACCUUUACGAGCAAAAACAAAAGGCGACCUUGUUCUAUAUUGGUGCGCUUCGCUCUCGAUCACUGAUCGCACGUGAUCAGGCAAGUAGAAAGCUCACCCGUUGUAUUUUUCCCUCUUUGUCGCUGCAGGUUCCAACGUCGUCGACUGGCCCUACGAAGCGCAGCGCGGUCUCGACGAUGGCCACGAGAUUUGCGCCCACACCUGGAGUCAUCCUUACAUGACGGCUUUGACGAACGAGGAAGUGUUUUCGGAGCUCUAUUACUCGAUGAAGGCUAUUAAAUCAGUGAUCGGCGUGACUGUCCGAUGCUGGCGACCGCCCUAUGGGUGAGCAGACGUCCAAUGACAGGAGUCGACGCGAGAAAAACUUGAGGUUGCUGACUUCCAGCCCCAUUUUCCACUUUCAGCGACGUCGACGAUCGUGUCCGAUACAUCGCUCAAGCUCUUGGUCUGACCACUGUGGUUUGGUCCGACAAUACCUUUGAUUACGACAUUAGCACCCUUGGCACGGCGACGAUCGAGGCAAACUAUGUACGCUCAAGUUGCCCUCCGCAGCACCGAGAUCGAUGCUUACCCGCCGUCCUUGCUUGCAUAGAAUGCAAUCUUGACCGAGCAGUCGAACGGCACAUUCGCCCGUCAAGGCACAAUCGUUCUCACGCAUGAGCUCAACAACGGCACCAUGUCUGAGUCCAAGAGCUUCUUGCCCAAGAUUAAGAGCCAAUUCAAGGCCGUGGUCCCCAUCGCGGUAUGCUACAACAACUCGCAGCCCUACGUCGAAACAGACUACACUUAUCCCGUAAGUCUGGGCGCUACCCACCUGAUCCGCUAUCAAUCAUAUAUUAAAAUUGAUUUUCGGUUUCCCUGUUCUCGCUCGUCCCUCAAUAUAUAGAACUUUGCCCAAUUCACUGCGGGCACGACUUCGAUCUCGCUCGCCACGGCCACUGCCACGAGCGGCCCCGUUCUGUCGAUCCCUCUUUCGACGGGUCAGACCGGCUCAUUAGUCGUUCCUCUCAGUUAUACCAUUGCCCACGCCGCCAACAACGCCGCCGCAACCACGACCGGAUCGGGUUCUUCGGCCACGGCCACCGGCUCCGCCAGUGGGUCGCGAACGUCGGCGACGUCGACGGCCAAAGCUUCGGCUGCUCAAAGCUUGAGCUCGAAUGGUGUUGGAUACAUCAUGGGAUUGCUGACGCUCGGCGCUUUCGUCGUCGGGGCUCUGCUCGUCUGGUGA
Molecule: messenger RNA, 2308 nt
Organism: Microbotryum saponariae
Lineage: Eukaryota; Fungi; Basidiomycota; Microbotryomycetes; Microbotryales; Microbotryaceae
Source: the annotation of a GenBank genome assembly